Molecule: messenger RNA, 2799 nt
Organism: Chelonus insularis
Lineage: Eukaryota; Metazoa; Arthropoda; Insecta; Hymenoptera; Braconidae
Exons: 3
Coding region: 1-2799 (932 amino acids)
Molecular function (GO): RNA-DNA hybrid ribonuclease activity; nucleic acid binding
Source: RefSeq, a predicted model, not a curated record
AUGGCGCAGAAUGAACAUGUUUUUAAAGAUAUUGUUGGGAAUAUUGGUCUUAGCACCCAAGAUAAGUAUACUGAGUUCGUGAAUCUGAUUUCUAACUGUAUCGCCAAAGCAACUCCUCGAGCUCAAGGUAAUAGAGAGAGUGUAGACAAGAGAGGUAAGGAUAAAAGCUCUUCGUUUAUUACUUCAGUUGUGAAUUCGUCUCCAUGGUGGAAUGGGGAUUGUGAGAAAUUGAUUAGAAAUGUCAAUCAAUCGUACGUCUGGAAGAAGGUCAAAGCCUUCCAAAGUAGAUGGAAUAGUCCGGGUUCAGGUCAUGAGUAUAAAGAGAGUUCUAUGGAAAGAGUUAAGGAAGCCAUUGACCAAUUGUGUCCUUCGUGGUGUAGGGGAGCCUCUCCUGGUUUGGAAAAUUCUAAUGGAGAUCCUUCUUUGGACUUGAUUUUUUCGUUGGAAGAAUUGGACAUGGCUAUUAAAAACGUGAAAUUAAAAUCAAGUCCUGGUAUGGACGGUAUAGAUUAUGGGAUUCUUCAAAGGCUGUCGGUCUCAGUGAGGCAAUCCUUAUUGAUUUUAUUCAACGAAAUAUUUAGCUCGAGAUCUUUCCCGGUGGAAUGGAAAAAUUAUUCUGUUUUUUUCAUUCCCAAGGCUAAUAGUGACAAAUUUAGACCAAUUUUUAUGGCUUCCUGUAUGCUGAAGACUUUAGAAAGGAUGGUAAAUUAUAGACUGUGCUGGUGGGUGGAAGUUCACCAUAAGCUUGCUCCUUCACAGUUUGGAUUUAGAAGACAGCGCUCAACUUUGGACAACCUGUCUGUUUUGCAAGCAGAAGUUUUACAAGCUUUUGAUAGGGAGGAUUGUUUGGCGGCUAUUUUCCUUGAUAUUAAAGGAGCAUAUGAUAAUGUGCUGUCAGAAGUUUUGAUAGAGCGUUUUAAAAAGAAGAGAGAGGUUUGGAGAGGCCUAGCACAGGGCGGUAUUUUAAGCCCUAUUCUAUACGCAAUAUACACGGCACAACUUCAUAGUUGCCUGAGUCAGGAUUCUAAGGUUUUGGAAUAUGCAGAUGAUGUUGCACUGUACAGUGCGAAUAGAGACCCAAGAGCUAGUAUAAGGUCAUUGGAAGUGUCUUUGACAAAUGUGACAGAAGUUUUCAGUCAAAGUGGUUUGCAAUUAGCUCCAGAGAAGUGCAAACUUUGUGGUUUCAGCAAUGACAAGAAAGUAAGAAAUAAGGAUUGGUUUAUGUCGGUCAAUGGCAAGGUUAUUUCUGAUGUUAAGGCGGUAAAAUUUUUAGGCAUCAUCUUUGACUCUGGCCUCGAGUGGAUUCAGCAAAUUGAAGAAAUUAAAAAGAAAUGCGCUAAUCCGGCAGCUAUUAUAAAGUAUUUAAGAUCAGUUUGGUGGGGUGCGCAUCCCAAAGUAUUACUGAAUUUGUAUAGAGCGCUGGUCGGAUCGAGGAUAGAAUAUGGAGCUUUCCUUUUCUGCCCUUUAGAGCCGAAACUUAAAUUGGUGUUAGACCGUCUGCAAUUUAGUGUAGUUAAAAUUGUGAUGGGCUAUAGAAAAUCUACGCCAACAAAUUUACUGUUGGCUGAAGCUAAAGAAUUACCACUGGAUCUUCGUUUUAAAUACUUGGGUCUUAAUUAUAUUGCUCGCACGUUUUCAUUGGAACAUCAUCCACUGCCAAAGUUACUUGAGAUAUUAAAUGAGUCUAGAGAAAAUCCUGGAAGAAUUACUAAAACGGCGGAACCUUUGAUAAUCAGUUGUUUUAAAGAAGUCGUACCUAUUGGUCAUUUGUUAUUUCAGUCGGAUAAGCCAAGUUGUUAUAGUUUUCCGCUUGAGUCAGUGUUAAUAAGAGCUAAUGUGUCUUUUGAUGAAGGAUUGAAAAUUAAAAAUUCAUCUAACAAGAUGAAGACAUUUUUGGAGCUUUUUAAGGAAGUGAUUGAGCAAGCAGAAUGCUGGUUUACUGAUGGUUCUAAAAGCAAAGGUGAACUAUUUGUGGGUUUAGCCUCUUAUAGACCAAAAGACGAAAUUAAAGGAAGAUUCAGAACUAGUAAAUAUGCAUCCAUUUUCACAGCCGAAGCAAUGGCAAUUUGGCAGGUAUUGGUUAGCAUUAAAGAGAGCUCCAGUGAGUACUUUGCAAUUUUUUCGGAUUCAAUGAGUGUAUUGAAGGCUUUGGAGUCCAAAACUGAACCAUGGAAAAAAUCUACGAUAAUUUUCAGCAUCAAAAGUUUACUGUUAGAGCUUGCUUCUUCUAACAAACAAAUAAGUUUUUAUUGGAUACCUGCCCAUAAAGGUAUAGUCAAUAACGAAAUUGUAGAUGAAAUGGCUAAAGAUAGUGUAAUUAAUGGUAGAGAUUGUGUGCUGAGCAUUCCGAGUUCGGACUUGAAGGCUUCUUGGAAAGAGAAAAUUAGAUCAGAGUUUCAUAAUUGGUGUAAUGAGACUGGUAAAGUUACAGGGAUUAAUUAUUUCAACAAUUAUUAUAAAGAGAGUGCGUAUCCUCGGUUUCACGGUUACAGAUUCAGGAGAAAAUCUGUGGUAUCUAUAAAUAGGCUAAGAAGUGGUCACACUUCUCUCGCCACUAGUUUAAAUAGAUUUAAUAUUGUAUCAUGUCGUACCUGUAAAUGUGGAGAGUUUGAAGAAGAUGAAAACCAUAUUUUUUGGCAAUGCCAAAGAUUUAGUGUUACAAGAGAAUGUUUUAUUAAAGAUUUAGUUAAAGUUGAAUGUUUCCCACCGUAUAGUUUAGAAUAUUGUUUACAUUCAAUGAAACGUGGAGUAAUUGAAGCGAUUGCUAAGUUUAUAAAUUCUAUUGACAUUAGUAUUUAA